Monodelphis domestica (gray short-tailed opossum) is the source of this 987-nucleotide messenger RNA. RefSeq lists its product as uncharacterized. NCBI's taxonomy places the organism in Eukaryota, Metazoa, Chordata, Mammalia, Didelphimorphia, Didelphidae. Gene Ontology annotation, cellular component: keratin filament. The record is from RefSeq and is a predicted model, not a curated record.
CAUACACUCACACACUCUGACACUCACCCUCUCCCCUGCCAGCCCAUCCCAGACAGGCUCAGUCCCUUCCCUGCACCAGACACUCAGCCUCUGCUCUCACCCUUCAUUGCCCAAAGCCAUCACCCAGCGGCUCCCAGCAUGGCACACAGCUGUUUCUCUGGGCCCUACGCGCCCUCAGCCUCCGCCAAUUCUGUCUGCUCCAGUGAUGUGAGCCCCAGCAGCAACAUCUGCUUGCCCAGCUCGUGCCUGGGGGGCUCCUCCUGGCAGCUGGAUGACUGUCCAGAGAGCUGCUGUGAGCCCUGCAGCAGCUGCGGCCCCUCCUGCUGCCCAGCCCCGUGCUGCCCGCCCACCUCCUGCUUCACCCUCAUGUGCCGACCAGUCUGCUGUGUGCCCGCCUCCUGCCAGCCCUGCCCAGCUGUCUGUGCCCCCUCCUGCUGCCAGUCCACUGGCUGUGGGGCUUCCUGCUGCCAACCCUGUCCCUGUACCCCCGUGCAGUCCUGCUGCUGUGUGCCCGUGUGCUGCCAGGGCAAUUGCUGUGUGACCUUGUCCUGCCCAGCCCCCUCCUGCUGCCAACCUGUGUGCAGCCCAGCCACCUGUUGUGUGCCUCUCUCCUGUAAACCCACCUGCUGCACCACCUCUUCCUCCUCCUGCUGCUGUGGCCCCUCCUGCUGCCAGCCAGUGUGCAAAUUAGCCACCUGUUGUGUGCCUCUCUCCUGCAAACCCACCUGCUGCACCACCUCUUCCUCCUCCUGCUGUUGUGGCCCCUCCUGCUGCCAGCCAGUGUGCAAACUAGCCACCUGCUGUGUGCCUCUCCCCUGCAAACCCACAUGCUGCACCACCUCCUCCUCCUCCUGCUGCUGUGGCCCCUCCUGCUGCUGUGCCCCCUCCUGCUGCCGCCCCACCUCCUCUGUGUCCCUCAUCUGCCAGCCCACCUGCUGCAGACCUUCCUGCUGCUCCACCUCCUGUGGCCAGAAAUCCUGCUGUUGA